This is a messenger RNA of Exophiala xenobiotica, 1442 nucleotides long. Its product is annotated as thioredoxin reductase. Gene Ontology annotation, cellular component: cytoplasm. Gene Ontology annotation, biological process: removal of superoxide radicals. Bases 276 to 1352 code for a protein of 358 amino acids. The record is from RefSeq and is a predicted model, not a curated record. Gene Ontology annotation, molecular function: thioredoxin-disulfide reductase (NADPH) activity. NCBI's taxonomy places the organism in Eukaryota, Fungi, Ascomycota, Eurotiomycetes, Chaetothyriales, Herpotrichiellaceae. The transcript has a single exon.
UGCCUCUCCUCCCACCAGAAUUUGGAAUUCUCGAUUUACUCUUUCUGUGUGCAUAUAUGAUCUACUCCCUCCUUUGACUUGCGAACACUUUUCUUGCUAGACAUAAGCCUCGUUCAUUCAAAUCAGUCAAACUGUUUUCUUCAGCUUUUCGCCGUCGCGCAGCUAACUUCCCCCUCCACUCCUCCAUCAGUCUUUCUGUCGCAGCAAGCUCGAUCCUCCUGCAGAGACCCCAGUCGCCAGCGAUAGCUCGAUCAUUCUCCUCCUCCCUCGGCGCCAUGGCGCCACCUCACACAAAAGUGGCCAUCAUCGGCUCUGGGCCCGCCGCCCACACGGCCGCCAUCUACCUUUCCCGAGCAGAAUUAAAGCCGGUCAUGUACGAGGGCAUGCUGGCUGGAGGCACCGCGGCGGGCGGCCAGCUGACGACUACGACGGACGUUGAGAAUUACCCGGGUUUCUCCAAGGGCAUCGGGGGCUCUGAGCUCAUGGACGAAAUGAAGGCGCAGAGCGAGCGCUUCGGGACCGAGAUCAUUACCGAGACAAUCACCAAAGUUGAUCUGAAACAAAAACCCUUCCGGCUAUGGCGUGAAUACGAGGACGGCGAGACCGACGAGCCUGCACAUACCGCCGAUGCGGUCAUCAUUGCUACAGGCGCCAACGCGAGAAGAUUAAAUCUGGCGGGAGAAGAAACGUACUGGCAGAACGGCAUUUCCGCGUGUGCAGUUUGUGACGGUGCGGUGCCUAUAUUCAGGAACAAACCUCUAGUGGUCAUUGGCGGCGGAGACUCGGCGGCAGAGGAGGCCAUGUUCCUGACAAAAUACGGCUCACAUGUUACUGUGCUGGUUCGAAGGGACAAGCUGAGGGCGUCCAAGACCAUGGCCAAGCGGCUCCUCGCCAACCCCAAGGUGACGGUCAAGUUCAACCAUGUCGCGGUCGAAGUACAGGGCGAGAACAAACCCCGAGGCCUGAUGACACACCUGAAGAUCAAAAACGUGAAGACUGGCGCGGAGGAAGUGAUGGAUGCGAAUGGACUAUUCUACGCUGUUGGCCAUGAUCCCGCAACAGCUAUCUUCAAGGGCCAGGUCCACACAGAUGAAGAUGGAUAUAUUGUGACAGAGCCGGGCACAAGUUACACGAGCGUCCCGGGUGUAUUCGCUGCUGGCGAUGUUCAGGACAAGAGAUACCGACAAGCCAUCACCAGCGCUGGUAGUGGAUGCAUAGCAGCGCUUGAGGCCGAGAAGUAUCUGGCGGACCUCGAGGAUGACGAGCUUAGCAUCGAGAAAGAGAACCAGGCCAAAAAGCCAGAGACCAACGGGGAGACGGCUCCAGAAUACCGGUCGAACCCAUUGUUGUGAUCUCCUAGACAUAGACAAUAUACAAUCGGGAGCAUCUGCAAACUCCAUACAUGCAUUGAUCUCUGCCCCUUGGCUGUAUGUGAAUACAAG